CUCACAUUUUAAAAGAGACUCAAUUUUUUUCCUUAACCGACGAUGGGCGACCAAGAAAGAGAAUCCAUUGAGGAAAAACAUCCGCCUCAAGCGAGCAUCGAUCCUAGCGACACCGAAAGUGACACCGAAGAUGAGGGCCUGUUUGUGGCCGAGGAUGAGUACGCGCCGCUCCAAGAAGACAGCGAAAGCGAAAACCAAGAUGACAUCGCCGACACCAUUGAAACUCACAGUCACAUGUCAGUACAUAUUCCCAGCCUGAACCGCAUUCCGCUGGAUCUGGAGUGCGCACUGGACAAGCGCAUGGAAGACGAGCUGGCUCGCCAGAAAUCACCCACCACAACCCCGAUUGAUGCGCCGCCCGGUGUCACUGCUGACACUGCUGUUGUUGGGGAUAGUGACGCAAGGUCAAAGCCUUUAGAGAUCAAAGUUGCCGAGCCCAUGUCGGCAGAACAUAUCGACCAUAUUAAGCGGGUAAUGGCCGGGAUCCAGAUUUGUCCGGAUGCGGUUCCCGAAUGGGCCCGGCGGGUGCCCGAGAGUGCAUGGAUACCCAAGCGGUCUGAAUCGUCAUCCGAACUGUGAAACCGAUGCAUGUUGAUUAUGUGGGUAGAGCCAUUAAUCGGAUUAAAUUCGGAUUAGAGCCAAUUUUUUUUAGUCGGUUUGGAUUCGGCUGGAAUCCAUAAGAAGGAUGGGUAUUUUCUUUAUAAUAUUGGAAUAAAAACACUGGCCCAACCGCCAAGCUACUUGCUCGACACAUACUGGCUC
Messenger RNA from Kickxella alabastrina, 762 nucleotides. RefSeq lists its product as uncharacterized. The transcript has a single exon. The record is from RefSeq and is a predicted model, not a curated record. NCBI's taxonomy places the organism in Eukaryota, Fungi, Kickxellomycota, Kickxellomycetes, Kickxellales, Kickxellaceae. Bases 43 to 579 code for a protein of 178 amino acids.